AUGGCCCAAUACUAUCCACAGCAACAGCCCUACGGGUCGCAGGCCUCCCCGCAGAAUCUCCAGUUUUAUCCUUCAUCAUAUACCUCGGUUUCAGGCCACACAACACCAUCGCAAGCUUAUGGCGGGUUUGGCGGGCCCUCGGGCUCCACUGCUCAGGCAUUUGGAGGGGUCGGGAGCGGAUACGGUGGCUUUGGGUCCCCUGCCGCUGCAGUGAGUGGGAGAAUGGGUGAACAGGGCGGAUUAAGGACAGGAUGGCUUGCUGCAUUUGGCACGGAGGGCUAUGAAGGGGAGCCGCCGCUGUUGGAGGAGCUGGGUGUGAAUUUUGCGCAUAUCAGGACCAAGACACUGACGGUGCUCAAUCCCUUUGCUCGGAUUGAUCAGCAUCUCAUGGACGACAGCGAUCUUUACGGGGCUCUCCUCUACAUCGUGCUCUACGGGACAUUCCUCCUUCUCUCGGGCAAGGUCUUCUACGGCUACAUCUACGGUGUUGCCGUCUUCGGUACCGUCGCCCUGCAUCUGAUUCUCAGUCUCAUGUCGCCCGCUCUCGAUACCGCGUCUGCGCCCAAUGCCGCAGACCCGUCCAACUACGACCCCCAUCACAAGCCUACCAUGUCCGACGCCUCUUCCGUGGGUCAUUUCUCUGCCACUCUGACGUUUCCCCGGUCAGCCAGCGUUCUCGGUUACUGCUUCCUGCCCUUGGUUUUGACCAGUCUUGUGGGGAUUCUGAUCCCGAUGGAUACGUUGUUCGGGUACUUGUUAACGACGGCCGCGGUCGGCUGGUGCACGUAUAGUUCCUCGGGGAUGUUCUGCGCUGUGGCCCGGAUGCGUGGUAUGAGAGGCUUGGUGGCGUACCCGCUUGCACUGUUCUAUGUCGUCUUCGGCAUCAUGGGGAUCUUCUCGUCCCGCGGCAGCGGUACUCUGGCCGCUAAAACGGGCGCCGCUUGA
Molecule: messenger RNA, 945 nt
Organism: Aspergillus viridinutans
Lineage: Eukaryota; Fungi; Ascomycota; Eurotiomycetes; Eurotiales; Aspergillaceae
Product: transporter YIP1
Exons: 2
Coding region: 1-945 (314 amino acids)
Biological process (GO): vesicle fusion with Golgi apparatus; endoplasmic reticulum to Golgi vesicle-mediated transport
Cellular component (GO): trans-Golgi network; membrane
Source: RefSeq, a predicted model, not a curated record